AUGUUGACAUCGAACCCUCGGCAGAUCAUUAAGCGCGCCAAACAUCCACUUGGUAAUCUGCCUCUCGAAAUUCUCAACCACCUUACGGUCUACAUCCAUACCAUCAUUGCUGCUAGUCAAUUCAGGGCGAAUAUCUACCAGACACAGGCCUUGAACGCAGUCAUGACCUUGAACGAUAUCCAAGCCAACACUGACCGCAUUCUCAACACUCCGCUUCCUCUCGCCUAUGCCAUUGCUAUUUCGCAAUUGACGUGGGUGUACAUCCUUAUCCUUCCAUUUCAACUAUACACGACUCUUGGAAUGCUCUCUAUCCCCGGAACCCUUUUCGCCGCAUACAUGAUCCUUGGCUUCGCCUCCAUCGGUCGUGAAAUCGAGAACCCCUUCGGCCACGACGUCAACGAUCUCCCACUCGAUGAUUUCUGUAACCAACUCGCCGUUGACAUCGACAUCAUCGCUGCGACAGCACCGAAGGACGCUGAGACUUUUGUGAAGAGCAACCAGAAUCAGUUAAUGCACCCACUAAGCCGAAGUGGGUAUGGUCAGUGGGAAGAAAGCAGUAUUGAGGAGAUCAGGGAUGCGUUAAAGAGGAAGAGUUUGCGGACGCAGAAGAAUGUGCAACCGGGGCUUAGAAGGAGGAAUGAUUGGGGAAAGGAGGAUGUAUGA
Didymosphaeria variabile is the source of this 663-nucleotide messenger RNA. RefSeq lists its product as uncharacterized. The transcript has 3 exons. The coding region runs from base 1 to 663 and encodes 220 amino acids. Gene Ontology annotation, molecular function: chloride channel activity. NCBI's taxonomy places the organism in Eukaryota, Fungi, Ascomycota, Dothideomycetes, Pleosporales, Didymosphaeriaceae. The record is from RefSeq and is a predicted model, not a curated record.